UUCUAACAUGGACAGAUAACUCUCUAGGAAAGAUACAGAGGAUUACGGAUAAUAGAUAUUAUACUAUCAGGUUGACAUCGAUUCCAGGCCGCGGGAAAUAUAAAUACGUGAACAGUACUGAACUUGUGAAACACAUUGAUGACCUGAAACCGGACACACUGUACGAGUUUAGUGUACGCGUGUUUAAAGGCCGUAGGAAGAGUACGUGGUCAAUGGCGGUGUCGAACAAAACGCAAGAAGCUGCCCCAGGCUCAAUUCCUAGAGAUCUAACGCCAAUACCUGUUGAGAAUGACCCCCUGUCUGUGACGCUGACAUGGCAGCCCCCUCAAAAGCCCAACGGACAAAUAACAGGCUACCUUGUGUUCUACACUACUGAUCAUACAAAAGAUGACCUUGACUGGGUCGUAGAAGGUGUCCUGGGAGAAAAACUGUCCAUGACUAUCACUGACCUUACUGCUGACACAACUUAUUAUUUCAAAGUUCAGGCGAGAAAUAGUAAAGGUUACGGUCCCAUGUCGCCCACGAAAAUAUACAAAACUCCGAAAAUGGGUAUACCAUUAUCACCAAGGCGGCCAAUUAAACCUCCGAGGGAAAAUCCCGUAAAUACCGUGGGCACUAAGGAAGAGAAGAAACAGGAGAAGACAGAGAAAGGCCUGUCACAGAAUCUCAUGAUAAUCAUAAUAGCUUGUGUUGUCGGGGCGACGUGUUGUAUCGUGGUUGCUGUGGUAACGGUGUUUGUAUGCAGGAAAAGAGAUAUUGCGGAAAGGAACAGAAGAAUGGCUAGUAUGUAUAAAGGAUCGCCUCAGAAAGGCAAGAGUAUUCCGCAAAAGGGCGGGCCAGGUAGAGGUGAAGGUCCGCCCCCUGACCUUUGGAUAGAUCACGAUCAUCUAGAGUUGAAACAGAUGGGGCGUGACGAAAGGGCGGAGUCAUCUAUAUCAGUAGCAUCAACACGUAGAAACUCUCUGAGUAGCGUGCAUACAAACAAUCAAGCUGAGGUGUAUCAGUCAGGCAGCGAGGCUGAAGAAAGACUGUUACCUCCAAGUUAUCAUCAACUCACAAACUCUCAACAACGAAAUAUCAUUCGACCUAAACCAUUAAAACUACCAGUAGAUGCGCAAGCACAUCAAAGAGAACCUAUGGUAGCAGUAGCCGGGUAUCCAAACGGGAACAUUAAGUCACGGUCCCGCAAAUGUAGGGAAACCGCCACUACCCUUGAGACUCGUUGUACCAUUGCGGUCCAGUAUAACCCCAGAACCCAAUAA
Ruditapes philippinarum (Manila clam) is the source of this 1262-nucleotide messenger RNA. Its product is annotated as neogenin-like. The transcript is spliced from 9 exons. Bases 213 to 1262 code for a protein of 349 amino acids. Gene Ontology annotation, molecular function: protein binding. Gene Ontology annotation, biological process: cell-cell adhesion. The record is from RefSeq and is a predicted model, not a curated record. Gene Ontology annotation, cellular component: membrane. Lineage: Eukaryota; Metazoa; Mollusca; Bivalvia; Venerida; Veneridae.